This is a messenger RNA of Stylophora pistillata, 1581 nucleotides long. RefSeq lists its product as uncharacterized. The record is from RefSeq and is a predicted model, not a curated record. NCBI's taxonomy places the organism in Eukaryota, Metazoa, Cnidaria, Anthozoa, Scleractinia, Pocilloporidae.
AAUUCUGACAGAUGCGAAUACCGUCCAGUUGCAACGGAAAGGAAAACCAAUAUCUCUGCAUCUACUUUAAAGAAAAGGAGAAAUGCUGGUUCAUACUCCAGUAAGAACGACGGACUCUAUUCAACAAAUCCCUUUGAACUUGAGGUUCUGGUUGGUAACCGUAUUUUUCACUUCAUGGGUUCGUGCGAGUAAUGUUGGUGGACCUUGUCACACAACGCAAUACUCUGUCAAAGGAAUGUACCUUCGAGGUCAUACGUUCAAAAACGUACGAGUUGGACCGCAUGACUCGUGCUACUUCAAGUGCACGGAAGAAGUCACGUGUCAAAGCUACAACUUCGUCAUUGGUCAAAACAUUUGUGAGUUGAACAAUCGUACAAAGGAAGCAAGACCUGAAGACUUUUUGCCUGACGAGACGAGAUACUAUAUGAGGCGUCUUACUAACAGAGUACCACUGGGAUCCAUACCAGAGCUUCCCGCUGAAUCAUGCAGUGAGAUCAUAGCGAGUGAAGGAGGUGCUAUAAAAUACAAGAAAUACUGGAUUCACUCCCAUGGGAAAAGUGGGUCAAUUGAGGCUUAUUGUGAAGAUGGCUGGCAGAAGGUAAAUGGCGAAGACCCAGUCUGCUUUGGAGCCAAAAAUAACAAGUAUGGUUCCAUCAUAAUCACGAAAAGUGGACGCCUCAGGACAAUGAAGCUCGUUCACAAAAAUGGAUCGCUACGCUGCAAUUCAGAAACGGGUCCAUCUUUCUGGGGCUGCACUUAUGCACCAUAUGGCAAAAAGCUGUCAACAAUUAUAACAGAUGCCACUAAAACCGUCGUUCUACCUCCCGUCAAAGACUUAAAAGGGUUUCGUGCCUCACAAUCUCACGACUGUGGCACCAAAAAACACUUUUACAGUCUCAACGGGACUAGCCACAAUUCCACAGUGCUGGCUUUCCAAACCCUCUCCAAUCCAUUGUCUGUGUCUCGAGACGAAGAGUUGCAGAUAUGGUACGGACAGGAUCUAAAAGACUGUUCCGAAAGUGGGAACAGCGGUUCAGCCUGUGUUGAUGUCUAUGCUUGGUAUGAGUAAGAGAAUAGUCGCUCGGCACGUCCUUGCGUGUUAUUAGGAUGUCUCGUAUCUUCGUGAAAGAUGUCUUUCUGUAGCAAUGUAAGUCUUAAAAAGAGUUUCGUGGCUAUAAGAGCUCACUGUAAGCGUAACAAGAUGAGCAAGAGAGUAGGUUUAUCACAGUACUUUAGUAUGCACUAUAUAUGCGAUGGUACAAUAAUUAGUUUGUGCCAAAACGGAAGGUUUUUUAACUCCCACGUGAAACUCUGAUGGUAGCUCCAAGAAGACUGUUAAACGGUUCGGAAUUAGGAAAGAUCCACUAGAAUCUCAGAGAAUUGCCGGUCUUCGGUGGGAUACCCUAUGCCCUGAUGAAGACGGUCAAAAGUGGAAGUUCAACUAGUUUUUUAAAUAUUAUUACUUUAAGUCUCAUCACUUUUAUUAUCAUUUCAAUUACUCUCAUCAGUAUUACCAUUAUUGCUUUGCUAUAACUAGUGAAAAGUGAAACAAUGACCAUUUUAUUAAAAAGCUGAACUUUG